GUCAGGCGCGGAUAAUAUUUGUGUGUUUUUCUCCGUUGCUCCUGAUAGUGCCGAGAUCAUUUUUCUGGAUGUCAUCCACAGGUCUCAACAUCAUGAAGAAGAUCACAGGCAAACACUUGUUGUGCUUAUUCCUUCUCGCCCUCCCGGUGUCCUGGGCAGAGGACAUGAAGAAAGAUGUGAGGAAGACUGAGAAUAACACAGUUUGGAACCAAGGGAAGAACAGAAGACUGUUUGCAAGACGGAAGAUUUCUACACCACAGGAAAGUCACAUUCCUAGACACAAGACAGAGCUCAUGACCCCUGCACGCCGCUGUAGCCGCUUGAUGGAAAGCUGCUCUUCUCACACACCAUGCUGUGACCCCUGCGCCUCCUGCCGCUGUCGACUCUUCAACACCAUAUGCCAUUGCUGGAGGAUGAACCCCAUGUGCUUAAAGAGGACAUAG
Molecule: messenger RNA, 443 nt
Organism: Scomber scombrus (Atlantic mackerel)
Lineage: Eukaryota; Metazoa; Chordata; Actinopteri; Scombriformes; Scombridae
Gene: asip2b
Product: agouti signaling protein, nonagouti homolog (mouse) 2b
Exons: 3
Coding region: 69-443 (124 amino acids)
Biological process (GO): positive regulation of feeding behavior; hormone-mediated signaling pathway; neuropeptide signaling pathway
Cellular component (GO): extracellular region
Molecular function (GO): neuropeptide hormone activity; type 1 melanocortin receptor binding
Source: RefSeq, a predicted model, not a curated record